This is a messenger RNA of Linum trigynum, 4385 nucleotides long. Lineage: Eukaryota; Viridiplantae; Streptophyta; Magnoliopsida; Malpighiales; Linaceae. The record is from the annotation of a GenBank genome assembly.
AAUCACUGCAAUGCCCGCAUGCUGGAUGUUGCUUUUGAAAGCCCCAUAGAUCCUCGGUGAAGGGAUAUGAUUCUGCUGGUUCCUUAGGCAUGUCAAGUUUGGCAGCGAAAAAAUCUUCCUUACCCUUCUCUCUAUACUUGAUAAACUGAAAACAUACAAAAGCAAUAAUCACAUUGUCAAUGAUACAUCUCCGGGGACAAAGGCGCUUUGUUUCUGUUGGCGAAAGCCUUUGAGAUGAUAUUGUAUAUGACAACACAAUGAAUUCUUUAGUUGUGGAAUGAGACUUCACCUUAGGAAUAAGAGCCGCUCCAUUAAGGAAACUAAAAAAUAUUUUAGGAAAUUGAGAUUGUUUUAACUUUUAAUUACCUUAGGACCAAUAGCAUUCUAGUGAAAAACAAUCUGAACCUGGAGCUUUGUUGGGUUGGGACCCAUUUGAUUUAGUGCAUAAGCUUUAAUUUCCUAUGGUUUAAAAGGAUGCAUAAGCUUUUCAUUCAUGGUUGGGGUGAUCUUUUCAAAAGCUUGUAUUGGGAUGAGACCCCGAGUGAAAAGAGUAGUUUAAAGUAAGCAUGGAUGCAUCCCAAUAUUACUUCCUUCUAACCCUUAAAGAUUCUUCUGCCAUUUUCAUUUUGCAGCAUCUUGAUUGUAUUUUGCUUUCUUCUAGCUGUAACUUUUAAAUGGAAAAACUUUAAGUGUUGUUAUCUCAUUCUUUUAGCCGCCAAUCCGCCCUUGACCUCUGUUUAACUAUUUUCACAUCAUCUCUUCCUAAUCCUGAUGAAUAAGCUAGACUCUCUCUUCCUCUGAUCAAGAACAAUUUUUGUGUUGGGCUUAUAUAUAUUUGAAACCCUUUGAUAAGAUUCUCAAUUCAGUGAAUUUCGCUUUUGAUAUCACCAAACUUAUUAUUUUUGCUCCAACUCUUGAGUUCAGACUUGCAACCAUCCAAUAUUGUCCCUUAUGGGUUGUCCUCCCACAUCUCUCUGGACCAUUGAGCCAACCGCCACUAUCGACCGUUCACUAUCAUUGGUUUUCGGUUGACCGUUGCGAUCACACAAUUAACCGCAUAAACGGUUCUCAAUUAACAGCCUUACAUAUAUCCAGCCUCUCUUCAAUAAACCUACCUUUUAUUAGAUCGACUAUUCUCUCAAGUAAAUGAGUAGCCCUUAAAGUUGCAGUCCAAGAGACCACAGAACUCCAAAACUUCUUUGAAUUCAGUAGCAUGUAAGGAUGUCAAUCAAACCCAUGAUCGCGGGUAACCGACCAUCCCCGACUCAGUUAACACGAGGAAUCCAUGCAUUGACCGGGUAUGGGUACGUAAAACCCGCAAAAGGGUUUAUGGGUAUGGGGCGGAUAUGAUUUAGCCUCCCUGCUCCAUACCCAUACCCACCCCAUCAAGAAUAUUUCUUCACAUAUAAAAAAUACAUGGAUCAAAGUGUAACCUAUAAAUGAUAGUGAAUGUAAGUCAAGAAAAUAAAUAGUAGCAAUGCAAUUGAACGGCCAUCCAAAUCCAAACCUUAUUCCUUUCCUUCAAUUCUCUCUUUAUUCUUUUACUUUUCCCUCUUGUUAACAAGAUAAUUAUGUUAGUUAAUUAUUACAUAAUAGAUGUAUCAGAUUUAGAAACUAAUAAUUUAGAAAAUAUUAUACUCUGUCUUAUUGAUUAAUGGAUGUUUUUAGGAUCAUAUGAUUUUAACCAUAUUGAAAAAUAAUUGUAUCUUUUUUUACUUCAUGCAUGAUAGUAGGUCUGUUUAGUGUUAUAAUUGAAAAUUCACAUGUAAGGUCUUAGGUAUAAUGAUGUUGGAUGUACGAUGCGGGUAUUACCCAUGGGUACCCGAAAAUCAUGGGUACGGGAAUGAGUUUGCAAAACCUUCCACUUUUGGGUAUGAAGCGAGUACAGAUUUGAAUAUUUGAAAGCGAGAAAAGAAAGAAGAAAAAAACAUCAUUGUGGGGAAAAGAAAGAAAAAUGUAAAAUUAAGUAAUUAAUAAAACAUAAAUAUUUACAGUUUCUGACAGAAAGACUAUCGUCGUGUCCCAGUUAGUUUCUACUUUAUAGUGGCCAUUUACUUAUGUAGGCUAAGUAGAGGUUUGAUGCAUGUAGAGCAGGUGGCUCUUUGUUUGUUUUUAGCCUCACGUACAAGUUUCUGACACUAUGGAACUUCCAUUCCUUUCCAUGCUGAUGUAUCUGUUAAGGAAUUGGAUAAAGCAUUUGAUAUUGAAGGGGAUGCAAUGCAAUAUUAUUGUCUUCUUCUUCUUCUUCUUCUUCUUCUUCUGGUUUGGUGGGAUCAUUGCAUGCAUUCACCCACCAACCAUCCGUUUUAUUUCCUUUGAUCAGUGGGUCAACAGGAUAUAUAUAAUUAACGAAACCCUAAACAUGACAAAAAUGGUGAUGUUAGUUAGUGGUUAAUUAUAUUACUGGUAAAAAAUGGUUAUGGAUAAUUGAACCGAUAAUUCUUAUCGUUAAUCGCUUGUUAUCGAUUUUGUUAAUGAUUAGUUUAGCACUUAGCUACUAACCAAUAACAACCUUUACAUAUAUGUUUAUUUUCCUAUCCUUUUUAAUAAUAUAGUACAACAAUUCAAAAUAAUUCAACUAUAAUUCUACAUUAUUAACACACAAAAAAUAUAAGUAAUAACAUAAAUAUAAUACAUCUCCAUCACGAAUUGACAAUCCAAAUCCAAAUUUGGAAAUAUAAAAUUAAAUAGAACCAAACGUACCCAUCCAAUUAGCGAGUGUCAACUACCUAGACAUCAAAUACGUACAACCACCAAUCCACCAUCACUAAGAUCAUCAUCAUUAUUCACAAAUAUCAAAGAAACAAAGACUUACUAGGGAGGGAGGCUCGCUCCGUCAACUGCAAAGGGGAACAGGAGAGAGGAGUGACUUUCGGUUCCGACUCUUUUCACAUGUACAUUUGGGACUUUAGGUGGAAAAUUAAAUGUUGUUUGCGAUAGAUGACAACUAAGAUGUUUGGAAUUCGCGAUUUUGAUUGGUCUUGAAUCUUUGAGAUUUUUACUCGUUAGCCAAAUCUCAAAACGAUGUGGUUACACUGGUACGCAGUUGUCGAUUUUCUUAUCGAUCAACCUGGUAGUAAAUGGUAUAUGAUCUAUAAUGAAUCUCUCUCAACAACUCGAGUUAUUGAGAUCAACUGGUUCUUAACUUCGUAUCAGAGUCGUCUUUGACCGAGAGGUCUUCUGUUUGAUUCCUGAUGACCGUCAUCUGUCUGUUAAGCACAUGGUGUCCGGAAUUAUGCAAACUUCAAGCCCAUAUAUAGUGGCUUUCAUUUGAGGUUAUGUGUUAGUAAAUAAUAUAUAAUCAAUAAUUGAACCUUUAUCAACAAUUCGAGUUAUUGAAACUAAUUGAUUCUUGACAUAACCACUAAACAAAAUAAUCUUACCGAUGCAUUACCAAAUACGCAAAUCUUGUGCCUUCCCCGUUCCAUCAUAUGCAUCAACGCAUGCAUACUAACGCAAAUGCAACCCCCGCCCGUAAUCACCACACAAACAUCAUUUUGCUCUUUUUCUAGUAGUAUAUAUAUUGUAAGGAUAAUUAAUUAAACCCCUCAUAACUGAACACAAUUCUUUAUUUUUUGUUAGUUAUCCUAAAUCUCAAUUACCCACGCUUAAUUUAUCAUUUCUGUUCAAAAAGAGUAUUACUACUAGUCAUCAAUAAUAAGGAAAAGAAACGUAUUUCUCCCUCCAAAAUAUCUGUCUCGUCAUCUUAUUUUUACUAGGAUUUUCCCAGCCAGCAGCUACGAAAUAAUGUGUUUGAAGGGAUCUGUCAAGAACCAGUUAUUUUCAAUAACUCGAGUUGUUGGGAGAGAUUCAAUCGUGGAUCAUAUACUGUUUACUAACAUGAUCACGAUGUUUAGUUAAUUGAAUUUAUAAGAUAGGAUAAUUUUACAAUGCUUAUUAGCUCCAUACUUCCAAGUUUAAAUUGUAUUUGUACCGCAAUAUUGAAUAUACAAGUUUAAUUUGUACCAUAAAAGAAUUUAUACGAAAAACGCAUUGACACAUAUUAAAUUAGUACCAUACGUUAAAAUACAUGUUCAGUUUUUACCAUAUUAACAUUUGUAAAAAAAAAAUGGUAAGACUGAAUUUGUAUCAUACUGUGAAAGAUACAAAUUUAAUUAGUACCAUAAAAAAAAUUGGAAACGAAGGCACCGACUUAUAAAGUAUAGUAGCAAAGCUCAUAUAAUAUUUUCCCCCGGUAAUUAAGCUCAGAUAAGAUUGCUUGAAAAAAUUGAUUGAUUGAUAAAUAAAAUAAAAUUGAAAAACUAUAUUAUAUUCAUGAGUACAAGUGAAAAAUACGUGAUUAAUGGAUAUAAUUGUAUGAAUUUAUAUUUUUUGUAUUUUAUAUAUUUUUUUUUUAGUUCGUCAAAUAAGAGAAACAACCUCAC